ACCCCCAAUCUCUUAUUUCACAGCAAAACUUUCAUCAAAAACACAGAAGAAGCAAUCCAACAAUGGCUUCUACUUCAGCUGUUUCAAUGGCUCUUCCAUUAACCGGUGCCAUCCAAAAGAAGGUGCUCGGAUCCGGGGCUUUGUUUAAGCCGCUGCCGGUGAAGCUAUCGAGGGCUAUGGCGACGAAUAGGCGAUCCAAUGGAAAGCUCCAAGUCAAGGCUUCCUCUUCUUCUUUCAGGGAGAAGGUGGUCACUGGAUUGACAGCUGCUUCUCUGACGACAUCCAUGGUGAUCCCCGAGGUGGCUCAAGCUGCCGACGGUGUUACCCCAUCGCUCAAGAACUUCUUGCUUAGCAUCGCGGCUGGCGGUGUUGUGGCUGUUGCCAUUAUUGGAGCCGUCAUCGGUGUGUCCAACUUCGACCCCGUCAAGCGGAGCUGAGCUUUUCUGAGAUGCUGUGAUUCCCCCCCCCCCUUUUCGCGACAUGUUUAUGUAUCUGUUUGAUAUGUUUUCAGUUAUGAAUUUCCUUCUUUCUGUGUGCUUUGUGAAA
Hibiscus syriacus is the source of this 546-nucleotide messenger RNA. RefSeq lists its product as uncharacterized. Gene Ontology annotation, biological process: photosynthesis. The record is from RefSeq and is a predicted model, not a curated record. Gene Ontology annotation, cellular component: photosystem II; membrane. The transcript has a single exon. Lineage: Eukaryota; Viridiplantae; Streptophyta; Magnoliopsida; Malvales; Malvaceae. The coding region runs from base 63 to 437 and encodes 124 amino acids.